AUGACUGCACCAGUUGGCCCUGGUGCGCGUCGCUAUUUAUUUUUUCAUAAGCCUGGGCGUGGGCGUAAACCUGGGGCGAGCAAAACAGCGGUUGCGAAAGAAGAUUCGGAGCGUGACAGCAGUGCAACAGCAGCUGAGGUAGCAGCCACAGUGGCGCAGGGACGUCUUGAAACAGUAAUUGCAUCUGUAAGCAGUAGUUCGGAUGAUCAACAACAGUCAUCUACUGCUCUCACUACUGCUGUUAACGACAUCGGAGAGACAAAAGUAGUGACGUCGCUGACGGCACAGGACCAUAUCAGUAGCUUACAGCCAAUAUCAUUUCACAGCACAGCUGCCAAUAAGUCCGACGUUAAAAAACCGUAUUUGCAGAUUUCACGAUGUGACGGCAAGCGUACACCAUCGGUGGAUUUACUCACUGAUUCUUCGCCGACACAUCCGUCAAGCGAGAUGCUCCGGCCCGGUCGUCGGCGGCACCCUGCCGACUACAUGCUGCCAAUAGUAAUGAAUGUUCUUAAUGCGAAUGAUUCCGAUUUUUCCCACUGUAUUCCAUCAUCGUCAGCAAACGAUCAGAAUGACUCACUUUUGAAGGCUGUAGGCGACGAGGCUUGUGAACAGCAGCGACAGCAUGACAACAGAGCUGAUGCCACUACGGACACUGAUAGCUUAGGUUGAUACUAA
This is a messenger RNA of Gongylonema pulchrum, 678 nucleotides long. The record is from the annotation of a GenBank genome assembly. Lineage: Eukaryota; Metazoa; Nematoda; Chromadorea; Rhabditida; Gongylonematidae.